Messenger RNA from Rotaria sp. Silwood2, 1822 nucleotides. Lineage: Eukaryota; Metazoa; Rotifera; Eurotatoria; Philodinida; Philodinidae. The record is from the annotation of a GenBank genome assembly.
AUGGGAAACGCAUAUAAUCGCCAACGACCAUCGAAAAAUAGAGUACAAAGUAUAUCGCUCUAUCCUUUUCAUACAACAAAACCCAAUGCUAGCCAUAAUUCAUUUCCGAAUACUAUCAAAUUUCCAUAUCAUCAUCAAUCCCAAGUCAGUUAUCUUCGCCACCGAUCCAACCCAGUUGUAAGACCUCACGUAAUUAUAACUCCUGUUAGAGUUCAGGCAACUGGCCCCUAUUAUUUUCGCCAUCGAUCUCUAUCUCCGCCGAUCGAACCUGAAGGUGGUAUCGAUCAGAGGGUUUGUUCUUUUACACCUUGAGGGAAUUAUGGUUGCCAUCAUGUGAAUUUUUAAUAGGUCUAUACCCCAUGGACUACUUUACAACGUCCCUUGAAUGUGCAGAACUAUUCGCCCGAUAGAUUGCAAGAUACUGGAGCACUCAGCGAUCUUCGUCCAUAUAUUCACGGAAAUCAAAACACCAAAGUAUUAUUUCGUUGUUGACAUUGAUUUAUUUAUGAAUAAAAUAUCAUGUAAAUUAGAUGUCUCAAAGUAAUGAUUCAAUAACAAACGACUACGUUCAACGAUCGAAUCUUGAUAUACAGAAUAUUGGACAAAAUUAUUAUUUUGACAAUGGUUUGCCGAUAUCACACAAGGUAUCUUCCAUUUGUUAGUACAUAUUCUUAUUUGUUGAAGUAUCUCAAACUAGAGCAAUACAGAUUCUGAUCGUUCGUUGUUCUCCAAUAAUCAGUGGACUUUGUCUGUGAGUAUUUUGAAAUUCUUUUUCAUUAUUUGAUAAUUUUAUAUGAAUUCAUUGUUGAACUCAACCGAUGUUGAUUGGGCCAGUGCGCCAUAUGAAUAUCAUCGAGAUAAAGCGGCAAAGAAAAAGAAAGAAAAGUAUGAUUAAAUUUAUUAAAAGACCUUCUCGCAUUAAAAACAAACUUUACAGAAAACCGGUUGGUCUUUGCUUCUCCUGCUGCCCGCUGUGUAUAUACUUCUCAAUCCUGGGAGGUCUUUUACUAGCCGGUGUGAUUGCUGUGGUUCUAGUCGUGCUGUUGGUUAAAAGAAACUCAGGUAGGCAAAGAACUAACCAAGACGACUGGUAUGAGCAAUAGAGUUUCAAAAAGGCAGCUUGAACCGCCGGUCUGUCUAUCUUUUUCUUUCGAUAUGAAAUUUUUAUCUCAUAAAUUGAAUUUAUUUUCAUAAAAAACGAAUUAGAAAAAUACUUGAAAAAAAAAUAUUGAAGAUAGAUGGGAACUAUCAGGUCCACUAUCGUUAUAAGAAUGUUAGCAAUAAGGCCAAGGGUAGAUAAGUGAUGCGACCAAUACCUCCUUCCCAUGUUGUCCAUUGUUUUGUCCACAUCAUUGCUUAACCGUGUUUUUUUGCUUAAGAUUUUCCAUAUUAGUGCAAAUUGUUACUCUCUUGAUUGUAAUACUUUGAACGAUAUUUUUGUUUUAUCUUUCUAAAUACCAACAUUUUUCGAUUCAUAUGAAACAUCAAGUAAAAAUAUUUACACUGUCAACGUCUUCAAAACAUGAUAGUUUCAUUAUAGGGCACAGUCUGACUUUGUUUUGAACAAUUUUAGUUUGAAAUCGAUUACCUCUCAGUGAAUGCCUCCUUAUGGUUAGCUUUGAACAACUUUUUCUUGCUUCCAUCAAGUAGAAUACACUUGAUGAAGUUAAUUUUUUUCUGCUCCUAUUCUUAUGUACAAUGCUGUAUUGACAAAAGGGUCAAAUCUCUACAUGGUGAUCAUUUAUAAAUAUGCUCAUGGACGUUCACAUUAAGAAAUUUCCAAAGAUAUCAUCUAUGUCAAUCCUUAUGACUUACUAGACUU